Messenger RNA from Linum trigynum, 3157 nucleotides. The record is from the annotation of a GenBank genome assembly. NCBI's taxonomy places the organism in Eukaryota, Viridiplantae, Streptophyta, Magnoliopsida, Malpighiales, Linaceae.
CGGUCGAGAAAAUGACAAAAUCGAUGGCAAAAAAUUAGAUGAUAAUUAAUAUUGGAAGCAGAAAACACCUGUUAAUCCAGAAGGUUUGGUGGGACACGAGGAAUUGGGAAGGACGAGAACUACGUGGAAGGUGAAUAAUUAAGGGGUUGAUUAGCGCCAAAUGCGAGAAAGUUUAGCAGAGUGGGUGGGCCGAGGAAGGCAGGAAGCAAAUGGGAGGCUCCAACUUCCGAGCAUGAAUCCGAUGGGGCGGUUUUGUGGCAGAGAGAAAAUGAGGUCUUGUCUGCUAAAUAAUAUGGUGUCGUCAGAAAUUUAUUUAAAAGUAGGUUUUUUCGAUGUGUUUUCAUAUUCUGAAAAUUUUUUAACAUAUAUUCAUCGUAUAAAUUAUGAGGAAUCUUAAGAUAUCCGACUGAAAAAUCAUUCACGGUUUCAUCACUCAUUUGAUUUCGAAGUGUUUUUUCACGAUGUAAAUUGUAGUAAGUGCUCUUUCAGCACUUGUAAUGACAAUUGACAGCAACAUAUGCAUCUAAAGUUUUUUAUGUUUUAUAUAUUAAACUCAGUUACUACUACAUUUUUAUGAUCAAUGUGGUGCAAAUGACCUAUCUUACCCUCAAGCACAACAAAAAAAGAUACUACUACAUUUUUAUGAUCAAUGUGGUGCAAAUGACCUAUCUUACCCUCAAGCACUUCUGCCUAGUGAUGGCAAUUUCAACCCGCCCCACGGGUAUUACCCGACCCGACCCGCUAUGGGACGGGUAUUACCCGACCGGCAGUAGCGUGGGGCGGGGCAUGACUAUCUACUUCCGACCCGCCCUGCCCCGCCCCGCCCUGUUCUAGACUUAUUUUAUCUCAAUUUCUUACAAUUUUUAUACAUAUUUCUCCUAUUUUGACUUUUCUUCAACUAGUUAGAGUCGCUCUUUCAACUUGUUAGACUCAAUUACCCAUUCUAUUAUCACUAUUUUUCAUUCUUAAAUUAUUUUACCAUUCGUUUUAUCGUAAAAAGUAAAAUUUACUUGUAUUUUUUCCGAAUAACAUGUAAGAGUGGGUCGACCCGCCCCGCCCCAUACCCGCGCGGGUUUUACCUGCCCCGCCCCGUAGUAGCGUGGGGCGGAGCAUGAAAAUUGAGGUACCCGCCCUGAUUAGUGGAUAUAAUGUUAAUCAUGAUUUGUAAUAGUCUUUACAUUUUUUUACAACUACUGUAAAAAAAAAGAUAACAACUACUACAACUCUAUAAGAAGAAUGGUCACAACUAUAGCUAUACUAUUACAACUCAUUCUUAUCAAGGCAUUAACUCUUUCUAUAGUUAGCAAGUUAAUUAAUCCAUCCUAUGGUUUUGUCCUUUGUUUUUUCUUCUUUUUUCCAAUUUGUUAUUAUUAUUAUUAUUAUUGAUAAAAAAAACCCCUGUAACCAAUUACAAAAGAGAAGCUGCCACGUCAUCGACAUCUCCCCACUCCUUUUCCAACUUUUAUCGUGCUUGUUGCCCUCAGCUACUGAUAUAUUCAUUGAAUCCCAUAAAGCUCUUCCACCAGCUUUGUAUAUAUAUAGUAAUAUCGCUGGUGCAUCAAUCACAAGAAGCAGGCAGCAGCAGCAGCAGCAGCAAUCAACAAGCUAUCUACUACAUCUCUGCGUUAUUUCUCUCCAACUAUAUUGCCAAGGAAACAAUUCAGUCAAGUCAGAAGAAAAAAAAAAAUCAAUGGCACUCCACAACCACAACCUUGCUUUAGCUUUUGGCCUCCUCGGCAACAUCGUGUCCUUCUUUGUAUAUUUGGCUCCACUGCCGACGUUCUUCAGAAUCGUGAAGAUGAAAUCGACGCAAGGGUUUCAGUCCUUACCUUACUCGGUCGCGCUGUUCAGCUCGACGCUGUAUCUGUACUACGCUUCCCUGAAAAAGGAAGCCUUCAUGCUCGUAACCAUCAACUCCAUCGGCUGCGUCAUCGAGUCCGCCUACCUCCUCAUUUUCUUCGUCUACGCCUCCAGAUCCGUUAGGAUACACACCGCGAAGCUGCUGAUACUGUUCAACACGGGCGCCCUCGCGGUGAUCAUGCUGUCCACCGCGCGCUUCGUCGUGCACAGCUCCCACCUCAGGAUCAACAUCGUGGGCUUCGUCUGCGCCGUCUUCUCCGUCUGCGUCUUCGCCGCCCCACUCAGCAUCAUCCGACGAGUGGUGAAGACCAAGAGUGUUGAGUUCAUGCCCUUCUCCCUAUCGCUGUGCCUCACGCUCUGCGCCGUGUUCUGGCUCAUCUACGGCCUCGCCAUCGAUGAUUACUACAUAGCAACUCCAAACAUCUUGGGAUUCGCGUUCGGGUUCACGCAGAUGGUGCUCUACUUGAAGUACUACAAGAAGGGAAGGACGGAGGUGUUGCCCGCGGAUAGCAGUACCAGAUCGUCUCAAAUACUAAGCAAGAUGAGGGAGCUCGAGGCGGAUCCUGAUAAGCAGCAGCAGCAGCAGAAGGUGGCGAGUAAUAAGGAUGAUGUGAUUAUCACCAAUGCAAAUGUGGACAGUGUUGUGGUUGUUAGCACUGAGGAUAAUACCCAGCAGGUGAUAAUCUCUGUGACUAUAGCCAAGUCUGCGGAAGAUGAAAAAGAGGAACGAGGUGGUGGUGGUGAUGGCGAGGAAGUUGGGAAAGAGGGAACUGCAGCAGCAGCAACAGCUGUUGUUGUUGCAGGAAGCGAGCUCAAUGUAUGAUAUUAUUAUUAAUGAUGGCAAAGCUUGAUUGCCCCGUCCGUCUAUAUACUUCUGUUUACGUUUUGGUUUUCUGUUGUUUGGUUUGGCUUUUUUUUUUCUUUUCCAUUUUUCGGGGUGGUGGAAGUCUUGGGUGGGGUUACGGUUGUAUUAAAGUUGUUGGGAGAUACAGUUGAUCAUAAAAAUGGGAUACAGACAAAAAAGCUAGCUGGAGAAGACUCAGUUUGAUUCACAUAGUGAUACCCCAAACUCUCAGUUUGGCUUGAACCCGAAAUAAAUACAUUGAUUUUGAGUAUGUGAUUAGAUAUAAAUAUUAGAAUCGAGCUAGAAUACAACUCAUCGAAUUGGAUCACGCGCACAAAUAAUUGAUGAUUCAAGCAAGUUAAUGUCCAACUACACUAAAUGGAGUAAGAUGAGGUGAUGACCAAGGGAAGGAGGGGUCAAACACACUUGACUAAAUGAAGUGCCCUACAUUGU